Messenger RNA from Rhipicephalus microplus (southern cattle tick), 1536 nucleotides. Its product is annotated as coagulation factor IX. Gene Ontology annotation, molecular function: serine-type endopeptidase activity. The record is from RefSeq and is a predicted model, not a curated record. Lineage: Eukaryota; Metazoa; Arthropoda; Arachnida; Ixodida; Ixodidae. Gene Ontology annotation, biological process: proteolysis.
GGACGACAUUACACCAAAUUUCAGACUGUCUGCUAGCCAGGUCAUUAGUAUUGUGUAUAAACAUAUAAAGUGCAAAAGUCAUCGCAGACACUUCAGUAGAAGCACAGCCAGAAAAAACUUGGAAACCCACAGAUAUAAUGAAAGCUAUACUACUAGCGAAUGCAUCGCACUGUAUUCAACUUGGCGAUGCCGAAUUUAAUGUUACACUUUAAGCUGCACGGUCUCGGGCUUGCAGCUGCAAAAAGACAUCAACACUUCGCGCCUUGCUGAAAUGGGCGAGAAAAAUGGGGCGUGCUGGAAAGCGUCACUAGUGCGCUCUGUAGUUCUGCUUCAUCACCGCGGCCGCCGCGCGCCUCGACUUCAGGAGCGUGCGCUGCAUAAAACAGGGCGCGCCCAUGCCACCCAGCUGGAGGUCGUUAAAAACGCCUGUUCGACCGAGGCAACUUUUGAAAUCGAGGUCAACCAGCGGGCAGGCGCGUGACGAGCCCCGCCGGGCGGUAGUCAUGCUGCUCGUGCUCGUGGCCUCCCUCCUGGGCCAUGCGACGAGCCACGCCGAGCUGCCCUGGUCGCGAGUGGCGCCCGGUGUAUCCGCAGAAGCGUGCAACUCGGCGCCCGGCUCGGACGACCGACUCUACUGGCUCCGCGACGGCCAGCGGCUGCCGUCCCCGACGCCCGACCGGUUCUGGGAGCCCGGCGCCUACCUGUGUGUGCGUGAAGGGAACCGCACGGUUAGCUUGCUGCGCGCUCUGCUCGUGUCGGAAGAGGACGACCUCUGCGUCGCGGGCGACCGAAGUCGCCGACGUCGCGUGGCGGACGGCGUCCGCGCGCGCAACGCACCUUGGGUGGCGCAGCUGCUGGUGUCCGGGCGCUUCGCGUGCGGCUGCAGCCUGAUCGCCCAGCGGUGGGCCCUCACGGCCGCCCACUGCCUGCCGGAACGGGACGACGCCCAGCUGGCCGUGCUGCUGGGAGCGACGCGCCAGAGCGGCCCGCGGAUCGGCGUGCUGCGCGCCGUGCCACAUCCGGGCUACGUGCGCGGGACCCCGUCGCGAGAGCACGACGUCGCCUUGCUGCUGCUGGAACGGCGCUCCCAGCGUCUGGCCGUGGCCUGCCUGCCUCCCGCGGAGGGCUACCUCGAGCGCUUCUCCCAGGGCGUCCUCUUCGGCUGGGGCCGCGUCGGACCCCGCGGAGGACCCGCGCUUAAGCUGCAAGAGGCGUCGCUGCCCAUCGUCACCAGCCGCAAGCGCUGCGAGGCAGCCGUGGAGCACUUGGCGCGCACGGCGUUUUGCGCGGGCUUCGGCGAGGCUUACCGCGCCGACGCCUGCGAAGGAGACAGCGGAGGGCCUCUGGUCGGCUUCGCGGACGGGCGACCUGUGCUCUUGGGCGUCGUCAGCUGGGGACACGCGUGCGCCAGGCCCUUCACCUUCGGCGUGUACACGCGCGUGGACAGUUACUUGGCCUGGAUCCGUGGCCACGUCACGAACGCUUCAGAAGCCCGAUCACCGUCACUCGCAUAAUAAAAGCUUCCUUUUAACCCGA